AUUUCAAGAACCCCACACUGCUUUGAGCUUCCAUACUUUGCUUCCUCAAUAAACAAAACGAAAAAAAUAAAGCCUAAAACGUCUGAGGAAGUUAGGCCAACGGUUAUAGUUCCUCACCCUUUUUAAAAAAAUUCACUUGAAAUCAAAGCAAAAGGGGCUGUUUGAUUAUUGGUCACCAUCUGAACCCAAACUUCACCUUCCUCUGUCAUGUUUGUUCAACCCCAUAACCUCUUUCUCUUCUUAUUUCCUCCCUUUUUAUUCCUACUUCCAUUCCUCUGUUCUCUAUUCUUAUCCAUCUUCUUCUCUUUUUUAGAGAUUCUUGAAAUUUGGCAUCAUAUGCUAUGCAAGAUUAGUUAAGAUGAGCAAAACUAUUUUUCAAGAUUGAUACUUGGAUUAUGUAAUAGGUUCAAUUUGGGAAAUUUUUGCAGUGACAUGCUAGCAGGGAAUUUUCUUUGAAAAAUUCUUCAUUAAUCAUCGUCUCUCCUCCCACAUGCUGUAUGGUAUUAUUACUGAUGAUAUAUUACUUGAUAGCAGUAAGAAUUUGAAAGUUCUUGGAAAUUUCUCCUUGUUGACAAAUUUGUUAAAUACACCUCCUGGCUAAGGUACAUGUAUGUUUAGCUAAGCAGUGUCCAGAGUCGGCUCCGGCAUUUAAAUUUGAUUCGUUCAAUAUUUUGGUUCUUAUCACCGAACCCAUUACACUUUUUUUGUACUAUAUAUCUAUAUUUCAUAUUGAAAAUACUGGUUUUAGUUGAAUCUAUUGAUUAUAUGCUACAUACGCCUCCCGGUGGAGAGUCAUCAUUCCCAAUGAAUAGUCGUUACUUCAUUACAACAGACUCGUUAUGUAGUUCUAGAGUUGUUGUUCCUGUCCCGCCAAUUGCAACUGAAGUUGUGGAAGAAACAAUGGAUGUUAAUGUUAGAAACAUGUCCUCAGCAAGGACACCCUUUUCUUCAUUCUUAAUAAGAAUGGCUAUUAGAAUAUCAAGAUCAAGGUGUUUCAGUUUCUUAAGAAGGGUGUUUCAUUACCAAAAUGGUUCAAGAUCAGAACUUGGUGCAAAUCCUUUUAAUUCUGUGACUUGGAUGAUGAUGGAGUGCAUAGCUUUAAGUGUUCAGAUAAUUAUCACAGCAUACACACUGGCUAUUUCAAAGGAGGAAAGGCCAGUUUGGCCAAUGAGGAUUUGGGUAUUUGGAUAUUCUUUUGGAUGUGUACUUAGUCUGAUUCUGCUUUAUUGGCGCUACUGGGCAUUAUAUGUCAGGCAAAGAGAUGACUCUGCCACCUCUGAUAUUGAGCAGCAAAUAAACCAUGAUGAAUUAAGGGCCUUGCCGCCUCUGCUGGAGAGAUGUCGGACUUGUAUAGAAUUGUUCUUCGCCAUAUGGUUUGUGAUGGGGAAUGUUUGGGUGUUUGAUUCACGCUUUGGAUCAUUCCAUCGUGCUCCUAAACUUCAUGUGCUCUGCAUCUCACUGCUAGCUUGGAAUGCUGUCACUUACUCUUUCCCCUUCAUAUUGUUUGUAUUGUUAUGCUGUUGUGUGCCACUUUUGAGUAGUCUUCUUGGCUAUAACAUGAACAUGGGAUCGGUCGAUCGAGGCGCAUCUGAUGAACAACUCUCCAAUCUACCAAGCUGGAAAUACAAGGAAAUUAGAAAUAAAGAAGAGUUUCAGAGUGAAAAUGCUGAAUGUUGUAUCUGUUUGGCCAAGUACAGAGACAAAGAAGAGAUCAGACAAUUGCCUUGUUCUCAUAUAUUCCAUCUCAAAUGUGUGGAUCAAUGGCUCAGAAUUAUAUCUUGUUGUCCUCUCUGUAAACAAGAAUUAGAGAGGUAAAAAUUGCAAGAAAAGCUCAUGAUAACACUGAUACUUCAUUUGUUUACUCCCACAUCCACAUUUAAUUUCCUGGUUUUUUAAUGUCUUUCUUAAAUUUUUUGCACAACUUUUGAAGAAAAAGUCAACAUAAAUUGUAUGUAAAAUAUAGUUACUAGAGUGAGCAAAAAGUUAUUGUAAAUUAUAGUUCACCAGUGACUAUGCUUCUUGGCGUGAGUAUUGAGAGGAAUCAAGAGAAGUCUAUGGCGAAAUAGUUGUUUCCUUUUUUGGGGAAAUAUUAUUUAACUCUCCCCAAUAUGCAAUAUCAUUGUGCAUCUCUUUCUGUAUUGACUACCAGUACUAUUUUAUGAUGUAAAAUUCGAAAGCUUAGUGGAGGCUUCUUAAAGCAAAAUGGAAAUUAGUCAGUUUUGUCGAUUUGGAA
Molecule: messenger RNA, 2233 nt
Organism: Nicotiana tabacum (common tobacco)
Lineage: Eukaryota; Viridiplantae; Streptophyta; Magnoliopsida; Solanales; Solanaceae
Product: E3 ubiquitin protein ligase RIE1
Source: RefSeq, a predicted model, not a curated record